AUGGUUGAGUUUCGCGUCCAGGAUAUUCCUGACCUUGAUGGGCAAGUUAUCAUUGUCACCGGCGGAAACGCAGGUCUGGGCUACGAAAGCGUAAAACAGCUGAGCGCUCACAAUCCCGCCCGCAUCUACCUCGCGGCACGAUCCAAGGAGAAGGCCGACAAAGCUAUACAGGAGAUUCAAGCGGCAAACCCAAGGCUAGAUAACAUCAGGUUUCUCGAGCUUGACCUAGCUAGUCUCGAGAGCGUCAAGGCUGCGGCCGCCGACUUCCUACGGCAAGAAACUCGACUUGAUAUUCUCAUGAAUAAUGCGGGCAUUAUGAUGACUGCUGAGGGACUAACUGCCGAGGGCCAUGAGAUUCAAUUCGGCACGAAUGUCAUUGGCCCCGCGCUGUUCACUCAACUCCUGCUUCCGGUCAUGCGCGAGACAUCAAAGAUCAACAAAGAGACACGCGUCGUAAUGCUGUCCUCGGCCGCACAUGCGAUGGCUCCCAACGAUGUCUACAAGUUCAAUGAACUCCGCACCACCAUGGCGGACCGUCGAACUACCCAGAGAUACACAAUGUCGAAGCUAGCUGAUCUUCACUAUUCGAGGGCCUUGGCUGAACGGGAAAGCCAGGUCAAAAUAAUUUGUGUGCAUCCGGGCAUGGUUGCCACCAACCUUCACCAUGAAUCCAAGGGCACUUUUCUCAGGCCUUUCCUAUAUACAGCCGGUUGGUUGUUCGCAACACCCGUGGCCAAGGGUGCGCUAUCUCAGAUCUGGGCUGCUGUUAGCCCUGAAGCUCAGAGCGGUCGAUAUUAUGGUCCAGUUGGAAAGCUCGAGCCAGGAUCAAAAGCUAGUCAAGAUCAUGAUCUCCAGGAGAAGCUUUUUGAAUAUGUUCAGAAUCAGAUCGAUAAUUUUGUUCCUAAACUCAUAUAG
Clonostachys rhizophaga is the source of this 915-nucleotide messenger RNA. Lineage: Eukaryota; Fungi; Ascomycota; Sordariomycetes; Hypocreales; Bionectriaceae. The record is from the annotation of a GenBank genome assembly.